Molecule: messenger RNA, 2112 nt
Organism: Dictyostelium purpureum
Lineage: Eukaryota; Evosea; Eumycetozoa; Dictyosteliales; Dictyosteliaceae
Exons: 1
Coding region: 1-2112 (703 amino acids)
Source: RefSeq, a predicted model, not a curated record
AUGAAAAAUAAAAAAGAUAUAAUUAUAAGCAAAAAAAAAAACAAAAACAAUAACAAUAAUAAUAAUAAUAAUAAUAAUAACAAUUGUAAUAAUAAUAAUAGCAGUGAUAAUAGUUCAAUUAAUAGUAAUAAUAAUAAUAAUACUGAAAAGCUUUUUUAUUUAACAUGGCACAAUUCAAUAAUCAGAAAUAAUAUUUUAAAAUAUCUAAAAUUCUAUAAUAAAGUUUAUGAUCAUUAUCAUAAUAAAAGAUUUUUUAAAAAUAUUGUUAGUUUUUAUGUAUCUUUCGAAAAAGAAAAUUUAAAGUCAAUUAUUUUACUUGGAGAUCCAACCAAAGAAGAGUUAUAUCAAUUGUUUAAAAGAUUACCAAGCAGUAUUGAGAGUGUAGAGUUUAGAAAUGGGUUCAAUAUGGGUGUAAAUUACAGUAAUGAAUUAAAAAUAGAUAUACGAGACUUAGAAAUUCCAAAAACAGUAAAAGAAAUUAAUUUUGGUAAUAUUUAUGUUCAAGAUUCUUCAUUGUUCAAUAAAUUAUUUAAAUCAGGUUCAAAAAAUCCAUUCGAAAAUCUAGUUUCAUUAAAGAUUGGAUACAAUAGCGAAACAUUAUUAAGAGAAAAAUACCUAUCAUCAAAUCUUAGACAUCUUACCAUCCGUAAUGUUAUUCAUGGCCAAAUUACAAAAGGAAUCCUUCCAGAUAGUUUAGAAUCACUAUCAAUUUUCAUAGAUUAUAUUCAAUCUACUAUUUAUUUCCCACCAAAACUAAGAUCUUUGAAAAUUGGUUUGAAACAAGGGUACUAUUAUUAUAAUCCUUCAAUUUUACAAUUUUUACCACCUACCAUUCAAAAGUUAUCAGUUUUCUUUGAUCACACAAAAAGACUACCAAAGAAAAUUAAUUAUUCAGCUACGAAUCUCAAAAAACUAAUUACAUCACUUUAUUUUUAUAAUACUUGUUAUUUAAUAAAUAACACUUAUAAUGAUAAUAACAACACCAAUAAUUAUAAUAAUAAUAACACUAAUAAUAAUAAUAAUAAAAACAAUGUUAAUAACAAUUCAGAAAAUAGCACUAAGUUCCCAACAUCAUUAAAAAAGCUAGAUCUUCAUUUUAUACAACAUGAUUAUCUUUUAGAUAGAAUUUUAGAUAUAGAUUUAUUGCCACCAACUAUAAUAAGCUUAAAGCUUUCUCCUGAUAUUCAAAUAAAAAAAGAAAAUUUUGAAAGAGGUUUUCCUGCAAGUAUUACAAAUAUUCAAGGUGAUCUCAAACAUAUUUCAAAUAGAUUUGAAAAUCCUGAGAACAUUAGGGAGUUAUUAAUUUCGAACUAUAAAGAAGAGACUGAUGGAAAUACUAAAGCUUUAAAUAUAUUCGAAAAAUUUUCAAAUUUAACCUCACUCAAGUAUUCAAACAGCUCCAAUCAGAACAUCACUCUUCCAAUAUCAGAUAAUUUAAUAAAUUUUGAAAUUAUGCAGGAAGUUUAUUUUUCACACCAAUACUAUGUAAUAGGAUACAAUUUACCAUCAUACAAAGUUGGUGAUUUUAAAAUCAAUUCCGAUCAAGAUAAAGGUCCAAGAUAUAGUAGAAGCAGUAGUAGCUCUAGUAUUGAUAAUAAAAGCCAAAAGAGCUAUGGCAGUGACGAUGAAUCUAGCAGUGGCUCAGAGAGCUUACCGAAACCAAAACCAAAACCAAAACAACAGGAAAAAUCUACUUUAGAUCUUAAAAAAGCAACUCAUUUAAAAUCAUGUAGAUUGGAUAGUAAGCAUACUUUUCAACUUUUAGAAAUCUUUACUCAAUCAAAUAUAUCACCAUUUCCCUCAAGCCUGGUGUUAUUAGAUUUACAUUUCGGAUUUCAUGGAUCUGUUUUUACAAUACCAUUACUAAGUAGCACAAUUUUACCACCAUCACUCAAAUAUCUUGUAAUUAGGGGAAAUGCUAAACCAACUUACAGACUACCACUACCAAAUUCAUUAGAACACAUUUAUAUAGAUAAAUGUAAUGAAAUUAUAAAGGAUAUCAUUUUUGUAAAUAAUCAUCUUUCAAUAAUAAGCAUUUUUGAAUCAUACAACGAUAUUAUUACAACAAAAAUAACUUCAAAACUUUUUAAUAAUUUAAGAAAAUUAAUUUAA